AUGAGGGGCUUGAUAUUAGCCCUGGUUUUAACCCUGGUGGGGAGUCAGCAUCUUAAUUACCAACCUGAGUUUGGUGAAAACAAGGUUUAUACAUUUAAUUAUGAAACCACACUUCUCAGUGGACUUCCAGAGAAAGGACUUGCACGAGCUGGAAUAAGAAUAAAAAGUAAAGUGGAAAUUAGUGGUAUUGGGCCAAAACUUUGUCUUAUUAGGAUCCACUCAAUCGAAGCCGCAGAGUACAACGGUGUGUGGCCCACGAGCUCCUUCUCCCGGUCCCUCAAACUGAGCCAGGUCCUGACAGGGCAGCUCAGCCACCCCGUCAAGUUUGAGUACAGCAAUGGGCACGUUGGAAGCAUUAUGGCACCAGAUUCCAUCUCKGAGGAUGGUCUGAACAUCUACAGAGGGAUCAUGAACGUGCUGGAGCUGAGCAUGAAGAAGAUGCAGCACUCAUACAGUUUGCAGGAGGCUGGGAUUGGAGGCAUUUGUAACACAACAUAUGCAGUUCAGGAAAACAARAGAGCAAACCUAGUCUAUGUGACCAAAUCCAAGGACCUAAACAGUUGUGAAGAGAAAGUUCAGAUUGUCACAGGUUCAGCAUACACCCAUCCCUGCAAGACCUGCCAGCAGAGAAACAAGAAUUCCCAGGCAACUGCUACGUACAGUUACAAAAUUAAAUAUACACGUAGUGAAGCUGUAAUUACACAAGCUGAUGUCGAGGAAAUCCACCAGUUUGCACCCUUCAACGAGAUAACAGGAGGAAAUGCCAUCGUAGAAGCCAGGCAGAAACUUGUUUUGAUUGAUGUGCAGAAGCAGAGGGCAGAGGUCCCACCAAAGGAAUACCAGAAUCGUGGGUCCCUUCAGUACCAGUUUGGCAGUGAAUUGCUUCAGCUUCCUGUCCACUUAUUCAAGAUAAAAGAUGUGGAAAGCCAGAUAGAGGAAAGCCUGCAAGAAUUAGUGGAGUCCAGCUCUGAGCAGCUUCCCAGUGAUGCACCAGCAAAAGCCCUCAAGCUCCUGCACCUCUUCCGUGCAGCAAACGAGGAGAACUACGAGUCGGUGUGGAAGCAAUUCUCCAAUAGACCAGCGUACAGGCGCCACAUUUUGGAUAUCGUCCCUGCAGCGUCCAGUCACCGUGCGCUCAGGUUCCUGCGCCACAAGAUGGACAGGCAGGAGCUCAGCAGCUGGGAAAUGACCCAAACUGUGCUCGUGGCUCUGCACUCCAGCACUCCAACCCGGGAUCUGAUGGAGGAGGCAACGCUCAUUGUGAAGAAGCACUGCCCACGCUCCAGCUCUGUGCUUGGGAAGGUUUGCCACCUCAGCUACGCRUCCCUGUGCCACAAGCAGUGCUCCUCCUCAGACUCCUGCUCAGAAUGUCUCCAGCUUCUUCAUGGCUUUGCAGCAGAGGCACUGAGCAAGUCUAGCACAGAAGAAAUUUGCCUGGCUUUGAAAGCCCUUGGGAAYGUGGGACAUCCAGCCAGCAUCAAGCACAUCAAGAAGUUUCUGCCAGGAUAUGCAGCUGCUGCCUCGGAUUUGCCACUCAGGGUCCACUCGACUGCUGUGAUGGCCCUGAAAAACAUAGGCCUAAAAGACCCCAAAAUGGUCCAGGCUAUUACCCUUGAGAUUUUCCUGAAUCACAAAAUUCACCCUCGAAUCAGAAUGUUAGCUGCAGUGGUUUUGCUUGAAACCAAGCCAGGAGUGCCAAUAGUGAUGACAYUGGCUGAUGCUGUGCUGAAGGAGCCCAGCAUGCAAGUGGCAAGUUUCAUCUACUCUCACCUGAGGGCUCUGGGGAGAAGCACAGCCCCAGAUCUCCAAGUCAUGGCUUCUGCCUGCAGAAUGGCUAUCAGAGCAUUGAGUCCCAAAUUUGACAGAUCUGGAUAUCAGUUCAGCAAGGUUUUCCGCUUCAGUGUCUUUAAAGAGUUCCUUAUGAGUGGGCUGGCAGCUAAAUAUUUGGUAUUGAAUAAUGCAGGCAGCUUAAUUCCAACCGUGGCAAUGUCCCAGCUGCGGGCACAUUUCCUGGGAAGAGUGGCUGAUCCCUUGGAGGUGGGAAUAACAGUUGAAGGACUGCAGGAGAUGUUUGCUAGAGGUUACUCUCCUGACAGGGACUGGGAGACUGACUACAACUUCAAGCAAAUCCURAAAACGCUCUCUGACUGGAAGGCCUUCUCCAGUGACAAACCUUUUGCAUCAGGCUACUUGAAGAUGUUUGGCCAAGAGCUGUUUUUUGGUGGACUUGAUAAAAACGCCAUCCAAACUGCACUGCAGGCAUGGUAUGGAUCUGAUGAAAAAAUCCCUUCACUGAAGAGAAUMAUCAGUAGCCUUCAGGGCGGUGUAGGGAGGCAGUGGACCAAGGCGCUCCUGUCCUCGGAGAUCCGUCGCAUUGUGCCCACCUGCACGGGGUUCCCAACAGAGACCAGCUUCUAUUACUCUUCUGUCACAAAACUGGCAGGAAAYGUUCAAGCGCAGGUUACACCUUCUCCAAAGUCUGAUUUCAGAUUGUCUGAUUUACUAAAUGCCAACAUUAGGCUGAGAUCCAAAAUGAGUGUAAGCAUGGCCAAGGAGAUGACCUUUGUAAUGGGAAUCAACACGCACACCGUCCAGGCAGGGCUGGAAGCACGCACCAAAAUGAAUGCUCACAUACCUGCAAAUGUUGUUGCCACUAUCCAGAUGAGAGAAAAAAAUAUCAAAAUUGAAAUUCCACCAUGUAAAGAUGAGACUAACAUAAUUAGCAUGAGGUCUAAGACAUUUGCUGUUACACGAAAUAUUGGGGAUUUGGCUGCUAGUAAGAUGACUCCAGUUCUCUCACCUGAAGCAGUGCCCAACAUAAUGAAAAUGUCCUUCGAUUCAGAUUCUGCAUCAGGCGAGACUGAUAACAUCAGGGUAAAUGAGGAUAGACAGUCAGCAGAGGAUGUUUCAUCAGGAAACCCCUUUUCUUCUGGACACUCUUCUUCCCAAAAAGAGCCAUUUGUUAAGUCCRUGUGCUACAAUGCAAGUACCUUUGGAGUUGAAGUGUGCAUUGAGAAGAAAAGUGUACACGCAGCAUUUAUCAAAAAUGUGCCUCUUUAUUACCUCGUUGGAGAGCAUGCCCUGAGAAUGAGCUUGAAGCCAGUUUACACAGAGGUACCUAUUGAAAAAAUACAAGUCACAAUUCAAGGAGGAGACCAAGCUCCUACAAAAAUGGUACGUCUAGUAACAUUUGAGGAUCCAGAGMCACAAGCAUCUUCUAGAAAAGAAGCAAUUAAAAAAGUGAAGAAAAUCCUUGGUGACACUGGUGAUCAGGGGACAGGAAAACACGGGAGCUCAUCGUCCAGCAGCGCCAGUGMAAGCACCGAGAGCACAACGAGCAGCCCCUCCAGCAGCGACUCUGAUGACAGAGCACCACAGGGAGGCACCCRGAUAAAUCUGAAAACAGGGCAGUCCAAGGCCAAAGGAAAGAAGUUCUACCCCUUUGGGGACAGCAGCAGUAGCAGCAGUAGUGAUAGCAGUAGCAGCAGCAAAAGCAGUAGUAGUAGCAGCAGCAAAAGCAGUAGUAGUAGCAGUAGUAGCGACAGUAGUAGCAGUAGUGGUAGUAGUAGCAGCAAGAGCAGCAGUAGUAGCAGUAAAAGCAGUAGUAGUAGUAAGAGCAGCAGCAGUAGUAGUAAGAGCAGUAGUAGCAGCAGCAAGAGCAGCAGUAAGAGUAGCAGUAGCAGCAAGGACAGCAGCAGCAGCAGUAGUAAGAGUAGUAGUAGCAAGGACAGCAACAGUAAGAGUAGCAGCAGCAGCAGCAGUGAAGCAUCUGGUAUAAAUUAUAAGGCCAAGAAGCAGUCCAAGAUCACCUCACUUCCACUUGCCAGUGCUGCUGAAGGGGAGAGAGGUCCCCGCGAGCAGAAGCCUAAAACACAGAAUAGCAGUAGCAGCAGUAGCAGGAGCAGCAGCAGUGAAAGCAUUGGUGCUUCCCAUCGUCGCAGCAAAUCUGACAAAUGGGCUGAGACAAAACACAUCAAGUCCCAAGCGAGCAGUGGCAGWAGUCACGACAUUUCUACAGAAUGGGAAUUUCGCCUUCCAAAACUGUACAAKCUCCGCUUCAGGUCUGCUCAUGUCCAUUGGCAUCCAGAUCACAAAGGAUCAAGCAGCUCAUCCUCCUCUUCCUCUGAGUCGGGAAGCAGCCACAGUAAUAGCAGCAGCAGCAGCAGCAGCAGCCACCAUCACCAUGGAGAAAAUUCUGCCCACCACUCGAGGAGGAGCAAAGGAGGCAGCGUCCACCACCACAGCCACGGCUCCAGCAUGACACGUGAGCGCAACUUCCUGGGAGACRUAAUUCCACCUGGCAUUACGAUUGUGGCUCAGGCAGUAAGGAGUGACAACAAAAAUCAAGGUUAUCAAGCUACAGCAUAUGUUCGUUCCGAUGCUGCCAAAGUUGAUGUGCAACUAGUUGUGGUUCAGCUGGCUGAAACCAAUUGGAAAGCGUGUGCUGAUGCUGUGAUACUGCCUCUGAAAGCACAGGCCAGACUGAGAUGGGGCAAGGAAUGCCAGGACUACAAGAUAGAAGCCGUGGCUAGCACAGGACAACUGGCAAAGAAGCCAGCUGCCCAGCUGAAGGUGCAGUGGGGAAAGAUUCCAUCCUGGAUGAAAAAGACAAGCACAGUAAUCAUGCAAUAUGUUCCUGGUGCAGCACUCAUGUUGGGCUUCUCAGAAGUGCAUCAGAAAAAUCCAUCUCACGAGYUUAUAGUAAGGGCAGCUGCCACAUCUCCACGGACAAUUGAUACAGUCAUUAAAGCUCCGGAGGUAACACUUUAUUGCCAGGCAUUGCGAUUGCCAUUCACUCUGCCCUUAGGCCCAUCUCCAGCUUACGAGACUCAAGAUAUCACUGCCUGGAAUUUACUCCCCAAAAUAGCUUCACAGAUAGCACAAGAAGAUCAAUCCACUUGUGAAAUCAGGGAGAGAGAUUUCAAAACAUUUGAUGGUGUGAGCCAUUCRUAUUCUUUCAAUAAAAGCUGCAACCUGGUAGUGGUUCAAGACUGUACCGAACACCCAAAAUUCAUCAUUUCUACAAGAAAGGUUGAUCCUCAGUCUUUCUCAAGAGAGGUUCACAUUAAUACAACAUUAGCGAACAUCACAAUCUGUCCUGCCUCAAAUUCKUCCCUCCUUGUGGCAUGCAAUGAAGAACAAGUUCUAUCACACAGUGGAGGUUCUGCGUAUGCAAAAGACAAUGUUAAAAUUUAUAAAAAUGGAGCAACYGUUACCGUGGAAGUUCCAGAACUCGGACUGAAGGAGGUGACUUUUGAUGGUGUGAAUCUUAAGGUCACUGUUGCUUCAUGGAUGAGAGGAAAGACCUGYGGGGUUUGUGGUAAUAAUGACAGAGAAAAGGACAACGAACUCCUCAUGCCAAACCAUAGGCUGGCACACAGCUGCUCUGCAUUUGUGCAUUCAUGGGUAUCGCUGGAAGAAACCUGCUCUGGUGGGUGCAAGCUGCAGCGCAGUUAUGUGAAGCUGAAUCGAAAUCCUACUAUUGAUGGCGAGGAAUCUACGUGCUACUCUGUUGACCCAGUACUGAAAUGCAUGAAAGACUGUACUCCAAUCGAAAAAGCUUCAGUAAAGGUUGGCUUCCACUGCUUCCCAAAAGAAACUGCUGUAAGCCUGGUGGAAUGGCAGAAAAGUAGYGAUAAGAAAUCUGCAUUGGAAGAUGUUGUGGAGUCUGUGGAUGCUGACAUUGAUUGUACCUGCACUGGCGGCUGUAGUUAAGCUAAAUGCUCUGGCGUUGUGCUAUAGGCAUCCUACACAAAUAAUUGAACAGCUGGACAGAUAAGAAGGGAACAUAAUAGCUGUAGUAAAAUAUUAAGAAAGGUGCUUGAAGAAAACAAGCCAACUGCAAAGUCAAAUGCCUUAUGUACAGUCUGCACUGCUUAA
This is a messenger RNA of Malurus melanocephalus (red-backed fairy wren), 5880 nucleotides long. Its product is annotated as vitellogenin-1-like. Bases 1 to 5715 code for a protein of 1904 amino acids. Gene Ontology annotation, molecular function: lipid carrier activity. The transcript has 36 exons. NCBI's taxonomy places the organism in Eukaryota, Metazoa, Chordata, Aves, Passeriformes, Maluridae. Gene Ontology annotation, biological process: lipid transport. The record is from RefSeq and is a predicted model, not a curated record.